AUGUUCGCUUGCCACACCAUCAUUGGCGUCAUCGCCAGCCUCGCUAUGCUUGCGGCCCCUGUAUCCGCCCGCACAUGGGCUGGCGGCGUUGAUAUGAACGCGGCCUGUGUUAGCCAGUGGGGUGUAUCAAUUCAUGCUCAAAACGACAAAGCAGACAAUGCUGCCAAUAGUGCCUACGACUGGUACUGCACGGAUGGCAACAAUCAAAGGAACCUUGACGUCGGUGCCUUUUGCGCCGGCAGAUACGGCGGUAACGCCUACGCUGACCCUCAGGGCAAGAAGAAGUACGACUGGGGCUGCUACUACCCCUAA
Molecule: messenger RNA, 312 nt
Organism: Colletotrichum siamense
Lineage: Eukaryota; Fungi; Ascomycota; Sordariomycetes; Glomerellales; Glomerellaceae
Exons: 1
Coding region: 1-312 (103 amino acids)
Source: RefSeq, a predicted model, not a curated record